Molecule: messenger RNA, 2508 nt
Organism: Baudoinia panamericana UAMH 10762
Lineage: Eukaryota; Fungi; Ascomycota; Dothideomycetes; Mycosphaerellales; Teratosphaeriaceae
Exons: 1
Cellular component (GO): Sin3-type complex
Source: RefSeq, a predicted model, not a curated record
GGCACACCAUCUGGUACCCGCCGAACGCCUCCGCGGGUCGAUGCGACGCCUGAAGACACGGAUGCUCAAGCACCAGUUCUGAAGCCUGGCCAUCAGCGCUUCGUACUUACCGACCCGGUCGCCUUCCGUUACCUGGAGGAGGAUCCAUCCACCACCGUUCUGGAGCGGAGACGGGACCUUCACGGUUACGAAUGCUACAUCGUGGAACAAUGGACGACUUCACGCACCCAUCCUACUUUCGUAAUCACGACCUAUACUGGAGACCCAUCGCAUGUUGUCGUAGCUGGUGUGCUCAGUGUUCCUACGAACGAGCAUGAUUGGUCGCCACGCUUGCGUGUAUAUUUCAAGGCGUUGAAUCAGUAUCAUGCGCGAAGACGAGAGACUCCACUUGGCAUCCUGAUGGUCACUAAUCUCUCCGGCUUUCCUUCGUCUCUCACAGUCAUCCCCGUACCUGGCGGUGACCUGCGCAAACACCGCUUCGACUUCUUCGUCAACGAGGACCUCAAGCGGCUUGGAUGCUCCGGUCGUGUAGGCUUGACCCUUGCCAACCCUGCCCAAUCGACUGUCGCAAAGUUCCAUCAGCUCUACCGUACCUCGGACAAAAACGAGCUUUACAAGUCCGUUAUCGAGCUUGUCAAGCUAUGCCAGUCAGCGCUGAUGCUCUUCGACAAGCUCGAGAUAGACUACGCUGACGGUCUGCUAUGCGACGUUACCGAAAGAGCCAUCAAUGACUGGUGGGUUGACAUAGGAAGCGAGCAGUACAGUAUCGAACCUCACGAUGGUAUCCUUGGCCCGACCACCGUCGCGGGGUUGCUUGGCUUGUUGAUGGGCGCGCGUAACAGGCUGCAUGCUGUUGGUGCGCCCGUUGCAAAAGAUCCGUUCGAUGUCGACGCCAUGAAGCGAGGCAUCAGCCACUUUCAGAAGCAGCAACGUAUGCCCCGCAGCCGCCGUCUGGACCGCCGAACGCUGGACCGUCUGCACAAAGCCACGCAGAAGGCUGCAGAGCAUGAGGGAUGGAGCAUGCCUAAAGUUAUUAAAAACACCGCCGCGGAGCUCAGCGGCAAAGGUGGCGAGAUGAUCGCUGACGCAGUCGGGCGCAGAGAUAGAGCCGGUCUUGCCGAGAUCGAGACGUGUGAUAUCGAACGCUUCGUCGAAUUGAUCUACGGCGAGCGAUGCAAGUGGCUGUGGCGCGGCAAGCCUAUGAAGCAUAGGCAGGAGACGCAGCGUCGCGAGCGUGCGGAGUCCGAUGCUCGACCGCACAAAGGUCUGGUCUUCAAGCAUGACGACCAAGGUGGCUUCACUUGGACGGCGCGGAAGAGCACCGCAGAUGGUGUGCCCAUGAGCGCGGUGGAGCGCGAUGUGCCUGAGGAAGCUCUAACUCCCGUCGAAAGUAGUGACGACGAAACGAGGUUCAAAGUGUUCAGGCGGGCCACCGACCUAAAAAACGAAGCGAAGAGCGGCCUUGGCAAAAUCAAGGGAGCAGUCGGCUUAAAAGGACAUCAGCAGAAACCAUCAGUGGACGAAUCACCCACAACGCCAGUCGAGGAGAACGGCCCUUCUAAGCGGCGACCGCUGUUUCGCCGCGCACAUAGCUCCCCGUUGAGCAGUCCAAACAGUCCAAGGUCGCCCACGCUCGAUAGCAGACUCCAGGCAUUGCACGAGCAGCGCAGCCGGGAUGGUGCCGAUGCAUUACCAACGAGAGGGCAGCAGCCGCCACCAAGCUAUCCAACGGCCUUCGCCCAAACAGUCGGCGAUCCAAAGGAAAACUUCAUGCCUGCUUCGCUUGGCGACCGAGAACAAGUGCAGGACAGUGGCGACUCUGGCAAGCCAGGAGAGUCUACGCAGCCGUCUGAGCGAACGUCGCGAGACCGGACCGCGGAGCCUUCUAUUGCCGGAUCUAUCUAUAAUGGUGUAGAUCUGGACGACAUCUUACCAACCGGUCCCGGGACUGAAAAGGACGUUGGCAACCUUCUCAAGCGCACGAUCUCCCUUAGCUAUAUAGCCCAGCCUGAGCAACGCCCGAACGACGCAUACCCGCGCCACCUUAGCUUCAGUCUUGCGGAAGACAGCGUCCUCGUCCGGCCUGACGUGACCGAAGAUGACGAGGGCUUUUACGAUGAUCCUACAGCUCAACUUGCCGAGCAAGAGUUCUUAGCCAAACAAGCCCACAAUCUCCGCCAAGCGCUGAAUAGCCUUCAAACCUCCGCCGCGCCUUGGACGCAAUCUCAACUCCGCGCUCUUGACUCCUUGCUCGAACAAGCGGACCGUGACACGCAGCAUCUUUCCGACAUGCACGGUCCGUUCAUCGAGCACGUCAACGUGCUACAGACGCAUAGUGAGGGCGUGCUAAGGGCGCAGAAGGACCGUUUCGAAGAAGGUGGGAAGGAGAUCGAGACUUUGAUUGCCAAGCUGGACUACGAGAUUGACGGCUUAAAGAGCAAGAUAGAUGACGUUGGAGCUGGUGUGCAGGACUUUGCGAAGGGAGUCGCGAGAGUGGAAGAGAGGGUA